Molecule: messenger RNA, 1534 nt
Organism: Poecilia reticulata (guppy)
Lineage: Eukaryota; Metazoa; Chordata; Actinopteri; Cyprinodontiformes; Poeciliidae
Product: solute carrier family 25 member 32
Biological process (GO): transmembrane transport; nucleotide transport
Source: RefSeq, a predicted model, not a curated record
CAACUUGACAUAUAUCUAAUCGGUUCCUCGCAACAAGGUCGAGCCGGAGUAGUGCGAUACUUGACACUUAUCGGUGGCGAUGAGCUUCGCCUCAUGUCAGAAACGUGGUUCGGCUGCCGACGUGCCGUGAGUUUCUGGCGGUUUCCUCGUAUCUGUGCCAUAUCUAAAUGUUGUCGCGGAGUCAACCAGACGUCUCACUUUUACAGAGUUAGUUUGGGCGUUGUUAGGAGCUCAGCUAGCUGCGGCGGAGGAGGCUAGCUGAGUUCGGUUACCUGCUAAGGAUGAGCUCCGCACCGAAUCACCGUAACGCCACAGAGACGGCAGGGCUGCCGAGAAAACACAUCUCCGCUGUCUCCGUCGCCGGACACGUCCAGCAGGUCUUCAGCCAUGUGAAAGUAGAAAACCUGGUGGCGGGACUGAGCGGUGGAGUGGUGUCCACUCUGGUGCUUCACCCGCUGGACCUGGUGAAGAUCAGGUUUGCAGUAAGUGAUGGACUGGAGUUGAGGCCCAAGUACAGCGGUAUUCUUCACUGUAUGAAGAGUGUGUGGCAUCAGGAGGGAGUGAGGGGUCUGUACCAAGGGGUGACCCCCAACAUCUGGGGCGCAGGCUUGUCCUGGGGUUUCUACUUCUUCUUCUACAAUGCAAUCAAAGGCUACACUAAGGAAGGCCGUCAGGCUGAACUGAGCCCAGCAGAGCACCUGGUUUCGGCGGCUGAAGCAGGCAUCCUCACUCUCACCAUAACCAACCCGAUCUGGGUCACCAAGACCCGACUGGUUCUGCAGUACAGUGCUGACCCCACCAGUAAGCAGUACAGUGGGAUGGUGGACGCCCUGGUUAAGAUCUACCGCCACGAGGGCCUGCCAGGACUUUACAAAGGCUACGUUCCGGGUCUGUUCGGUACGUCUCACGGGGCUCUGCAGUUCAUGGCCUACGAAGAGCUCAAGAGAGACUACAACAAAUACAAGAAGGUGCCUUCAGAUGCAAAGUUGAACGCUCUGGAGUACAUCACAAUGGCAGCACUGUCCAAAAUAUUCGCCGUCGCCACGACGUACCCGUAUCAGGUGGUGAGAGCUCGGCUCCAAGACCAGCACAACAGAUACGGAGGGGUCGUAGAUGUCAUCGGACGGACGUGGAGAAAUGAAGGAGCUUCGGGCUUCUACAAAGGCAUCGUCCCAAAUUUGAUCCGCGUCACGCCGGCCUGCUGCAUCACUUUUGUGGUUUAUGAGAACGUGUCCCGCUUCCUUCUGGGGACGAAAUGAGAGAGACGGAGAGGACCCAGCAUGGACAGCCACACGGGGCGUCAAGCUCCGGCUGAAACGUUGGGAGACGAAGAGGGGAGCGCGUUUCCCCAGAGGCCUUCAUUAAGUACAUGGUGCGUAGAAGAGAAAGAAGUCGAAGCAGCCAAACUACUAGCUCAUUUUCGGUCAAACAUAUGGAGGCAGAUUGGGGCCACUGAUGUAAAAGAAUUCUGACUUUAAUCUCAGAACUUUGGGUUUUUCUCUUAGAAUUUUGGGAUUUUUUUUUUCUCAUGGAA